AUGACCAAACAUAUUUUUGACCCAAUCUCUGAUGAUGAAAUCAGAACAACUACCAAGCUUUUGAAGGACUUGAAUGGCGAUGCUAAGGUUCACUUUGCCCAAAUCGACAGAUUGGACCCACCAAAGAAGCAAGCCAUUGAGUACUUGAACAUUGAAAGGUACGGUGGGGGUGAUCUGCCAUACAUUCCCAGAAGGACGUACGCAUACUACUACUUGAACGACAAGAUGCCAUUGUUCAAAGCUAUCUGUAACGUUAGUGAAAAUCACGUGAUUUGCAACGUUGAAACCCCAGAAGGUACCGUUGGUCCAUUGUUGCCAGACGACAUGGCCAAGGCCGAAGAAGCCAUCAUGAAGCACCCAAUCGUGCUCGCUGAAAUCGCCAAGCUCAAGCUUGACGAUUUAUACUACACUCACGCAAGAUUGGGUAAGUUGAAGUACAAAGUUGUCUGUGAGCCAUGGAUGUACGGUACUGACGGACCAAAUGACAAAAUCCCAUUGGUGCAGGCCUACAUGUACAUGAAGUUAGACCAUCCAGAUGCUAACCACUACUCUAUUCCAUUGAAGUUUUCUCCUGUGUUUGAAUACUUGAGCUUGAAGUUCGUCAGAAUGGACUACUUGCCUUCUGGUGCUGACGAAUUAUAUGUUAAGGACACUUUGCCAUACAAGCCAGUUCCAACAGUCGAAUACCAUCCAGAUGUCAUUGAAGAUUACAAGGAGCGUGAAGGCUUGAAGCCAUUGCUCAUUCAACAACCGGAAGGUGCUUCUUUCUCCAUUGAUGGUACUAAGAUCGAAUGGCAAGGCUGGGAAUUUAGAAUUGCAACUAAUGUUAGAGAAGGGUUUGCCCUUUAUGACAUUCACUUCAAGGGCAGAUCAAUCUGUUACCGUGCCAGUUUGGAAGAAAUGACCGUGCCAUACUUGGAUCCAAGAGCUCCAUACCAUAGAAAGCAAGCCUUUGAUCUCGGUGACUGUGGUUUCGGUAACACCGCCAACUCUUUGGCCUUAGGUUGUCACUGUUUGGGUGUCGUUAAAUACUUGGACACCAGAAGAGCUGACGCCGAAGGUAACCCAGUAUUGAUUCCAUCCACCAUUUGUAUGCAUGAACAAGAUUAUGGUUUGUUGUUCUUGCAUCAAAACUACAGAACAGGUUCCUCUAUCACCACUAGAAGAAGAGAAUUCGUCGUCCAAACCAUCGCUACUGUUGCUAACUACGAAUACAUUAUCAACUUGAUCUUUGACCAAGCUGGUGCUAUCACAGUCCAAGUCAGAGCUACUGGUAUCCUAUCUACCAUGCCAAAUGACUUGGGUUGUGUUACCGAUUACGCUACCCCAGUUGGUCCAGGUGUCACUGCCGCUUACCAUCAACAUUUGUUGUCCUUCAGAUUUGACAUGAGAUUAGACGGUGACAAAAACACAGUAGUCUACGACGACUACGUCCCAAUGGAAGAGAACACUUCCCUAAACCCAUACAACGUUGGUGGUGUUCAAAAGAGAACAUUUGUCGAAAAGUCUGGUUACAUCGACCAAUCUCCUUUCACCAACAGAACUUACAAGGUCAUCAAUGAAAAUUCCAUUAACCCUGUCACCAACAAACCAGUUGGUUACAAGUUUGAAAUGCCAGCAAAGCAAAUGAUCUUGGCAUCUAAGGAUUCUUACAACGUCAAGAGAGCUCACUAUGCUACUAAGCAAAUUUGGGUUACCAAAUAUGCUGACGACAGAAUGUACGCUGCUGGUGAGUUCACCAACCAAUCUACCGAAGACAAAGGUCUCAAAGUCUGGGCUGAUGGUUCCGAAUCCGUUAGAAACACUGAUAUUGUCGUCUGGCCAACUUUGGCUUUGACCCAUCCUCCAGUCACAGAACAAUUCCCAGUCAUGACUUCUGACUUCUUGCAAUUCUUGGUUACUCCAGCUUCAUUCUUCACACAUAACCCAGCUCUAGAUGUUCCAUUAGCAAACAACAAUUUCAACAAGUCCGUCUACUACGAAGAUGCCACCAAGAAUGCUGAAAAGCCAUCUUCUGGUUGUUGCAAGAUGUAA
Molecule: messenger RNA, 2034 nt
Organism: Kluyveromyces marxianus DMKU3-1042
Lineage: Eukaryota; Fungi; Ascomycota; Saccharomycetes; Saccharomycetales; Saccharomycetaceae
Gene: AO-I
Product: copper amine oxidase 1
Exons: 1
Coding region: 1-2034 (677 amino acids)
Biological process (GO): amine metabolic process
Molecular function (GO): quinone binding; copper ion binding; primary methylamine oxidase activity
Source: RefSeq, a predicted model, not a curated record